Molecule: messenger RNA, 938 nt
Organism: Spirometra erinaceieuropaei
Lineage: Eukaryota; Metazoa; Platyhelminthes; Cestoda; Diphyllobothriidea; Diphyllobothriidae
Source: the annotation of a GenBank genome assembly
AUGCAUGUAUGUGCCCUUGCUAUUGGCCUAGGUCAUGCACUCACUUCUCAAAGUAGUUUCAACCAAUUUCUCGUGUGUUUCGCUAUUCAUAGUAUCGGCAGUAGGCCGGAAAAUCCAAGAAAACAGAUAUUGUUUAUUUGGUCAUUUUUCGGCUGCCUACCGCCUAAAGUCAGAACUACCCGCUCUGAGACGGCCAGAUGAUCAGUGUGCCUUCAUUCUUGUGUGAUCAAACAUCUCACCCACUCGUUCAGCUUCAUCACACAUGUGCGAAUGAGCAUCGGUUGAUUGCGGGUGUUUUGUUGGUCUACAGAUUGCUGGGAAGGGCGCAACUAGGCCUGGAACUGCUUUCAUACCAGUCUCCAAUUUGCACGACGGGGAGCGCGAACAGUCGAUAAACAAGCCCCGGCGACUGCAUCCAUCCGGUGUGGGGCGCAGACGAGGACUGUUUUUUCCGACACUUGGCCAAUCAGCGUACGGCGACGUGACUCCUCAUUGGCGGCGGUUGACGCGCGUACUUCCGACAGAAAAAAACCUGCCUGACAUUGCAGCAGCAGCAGCAGCAGCAGCAGCAGCAGCAGCAGCAGCAGCAGCAGCAGCAGCAGCAGCAGCAGCAGCAGCAGCAGCAGCAGCAGCAGCAGCAGCAGCAGCAGCAGCAGCAGCAGCAGCAGCAGCAGCAGCAGCAGCAGCAGCAGCAGCAACAGCCGGAUGCACGUCGCCAUAACUACCAUACGGUUAUUCUGCUCAGUGAAGAAGUUUGCUGGGUUCUUGCCGAGAAAGACAACAAAGUUAACAGCCUGCGCACAGAAGCGAGCUCUCGUUUGUCUUGCGCCGGUACUGUGACAACUGCUGGUUUCGCGGCACAUGGCAGGUGCACGGGAGAUUAUCCAUUAAUAAAGGGCACUGUACCCCGACGCGAAAUCGGCAAAUCGAUUGACUGA